Molecule: messenger RNA, 1272 nt
Organism: Megalops cyprinoides (Indo-Pacific tarpon)
Lineage: Eukaryota; Metazoa; Chordata; Actinopteri; Elopiformes; Megalopidae
Gene: hcrtr2
Product: hypocretin (orexin) receptor 2
Exons: 7
Coding region: 1-1272 (423 amino acids)
Biological process (GO): G protein-coupled receptor signaling pathway; feeding behavior; circadian sleep/wake cycle process
Cellular component (GO): membrane
Molecular function (GO): orexin receptor activity
Source: RefSeq, a predicted model, not a curated record
AUGUCUGGGAUCACUGUCAAUUAUGCCUGCGAAGGUUGUUCAUCUCUUACACAGGAGCUGAACUCCACCACGCAAUCGCAUCUAUAUCGACCAGUUGACGAGGAUGAUGAACUUCUUAAAUACAUCUGGAGGGAAUACCUUCACCCCAAACAGUAUGAAUGGGUUUUGAUUGCAGGGUAUAUCGUUGUUUUCUUCGUCUCUCUGAUAGGAAACACCCUCGUUUGCUUUGCUGUGUGGAAGAAUCACCACAUGAGGACAGUGACAAACUACUUCAUUGUGAAUCUCUCCUUCGCCGAUGUCCUGGUUACUAUCACAUGUCUGCCAGCGAGCCUGGUGGUGGACAUCACAGAGACCUGGUUCUUUGGGAACACACUGUGCAAAGUGUUGCCUUAUUUGCAGACAAUCUCCGUCUCGGUAUCGGUACUGACGCUGAGCUGCAUUGCCCAGGACCGCUGGUACGCCAUCUGCCACCCAUUGAUGUUCAAGAGCACAGCCAAACGGGCACGUAAAAGCAUCAUCCUCAUCUGGGUGGUGUCCUGCAUCAUCAUGAUCCCCCAGGCCAUAGUGAUGGAGUGCAGUAGCCUGCUGCCAGAGCUUACCAAUAAGACCAGCUUGUUUACCGUCUGUGAUGAGCACUGGGGAGCUGAAAUCUACCCCAAGGUCUAUCACACAUGCUUUUUCAUCGUCACUUACUUUGCUCCAUUGUGUCUGAUGGUGUUGGCUUACAUCCAGAUAUUUCAUAAACUCUGGUGUCAACAGAUUCCAGGUACAUCCACUGUGCUGCAGAGGAAGUGGAAGUCUCUGCAGUGUUCAGCGCAGGCAAGUGGAACAGGCGAGUCAGUCAAGGUCCGAACCAGCACCGUGUCAGCCGAGAUCAAGCAGGUGCGGGCCAGGCGGAAGACUGCCCGCAUGCUGAUGGUGGUCCUGUUGGUCUUUGCUCUCUGCUACUUACCCAUCAGCGUACUCAACAUCAUGAAAAGGGUCUUUGGAGCAUUCAAGAGCACCAACAACAGAGAGAGUGUCUACGCCUGGUUCACAUUCUCUCAUUGGCUUAUAUAUGCCAACAGCGCUGCCAAUCCCAUAAUUUACAAUUUUCUCAGUGGGAAGUUUCGAGAGGAGUUUAAGGCUGCAUUUUCAUGCCGCUAUUUUGGGGUAACUCAGGACAAAGAGGAAAGGAUCAGGGGCAGGACGAGCACAGACAGCCGCAAAUCACUGUCAACACAAGUCAUUCACUUCGACAAUGUCUCCCGGAUAUCUGACCAGGUGGUUUAA